AUGUCCAACAGUGCAAUUGCUGUCCGCCAUGACACAGAGAAGAAGAAGAUGGGGAUACUUAGCUGGGACGAGUAUACCAAGGCCGUGUCCCUAGAUCCUCACAAACUGAAACACCUUUCUAAUCGGGACACUUUUCAUCUCCCUAACUACACAGACCAGACAAAGAAGGAUGGAGAAUCAAUAGCGUCAAAACUCGCAAGGGAUUACUUCCAAAUUCCCCCCAGCCUUAUAAAAGAUGAUGUCAUCGAGAUACUGACCAAAGAGCUCGAAAAGAUCAAGAAGAAGAUCCGGGUAUUCUCCAGGGUUAAACUCAGGUCUUUGUUAUACAACCGGGCGAAGUCGCGUAAGAUCAAGAAAGUCGGAGGUGGCAGUUUCGUGGACGACCUCGAUGAUGUCCGAAAGCUGAUGGAAGACAGGAAUAUCACCGCGGACACCAUCGUUAAUAUCCACCAUGUCAUGUACGACGAAAUCACAAGAGAUGAAUUGGAAUCCAUCGCGGCGGAUGUUGCCAGAACAAUUGGGAUUGAAGUGGUGCACGGGGAUGGGCAAAUCUUGCAAUAG
This is a messenger RNA of Seminavis robusta, 561 nucleotides long. The record is from the annotation of a GenBank genome assembly. Lineage: Eukaryota; Bacillariophyta; Bacillariophyceae; Naviculales; Naviculaceae.